Macrosiphum euphorbiae (potato aphid) is the source of this 1455-nucleotide messenger RNA. Lineage: Eukaryota; Metazoa; Arthropoda; Insecta; Hemiptera; Aphididae. The record is from the annotation of a GenBank genome assembly.
AUGGCAAAUCCACAGUACUCAACUGGUCAGUACGGAGGUGGCGGAGGUGGUGGCGGUGUAGCUGGCGGAUACGGUGGAUAUCCAGCAUAUGGUGUUCCUCCCCCGGGACCACCAGGUUAUCAACAAGCUGGGGCACCACAGCCACAACAAACUCAACAACCACAAAGUGGAUACCCAGGUAGCGGUGGAUGGAACCAACCUCCACCACCGCCAACAGCGGCAAGUCAAGGAGGCGGAUACCCUGCUUAUGAACAACCUCCACCUAGUUUUAGACAGCAAGGAAGCCAACAAGGAUCAUUUAAUGGAUCAAGCGGUGGAAAUGGUUAUGGUGGUCCACCAUCAAGUGGUGGAUAUGGCGGACCUAGCAGUUUUGGAGGUGGUAGACAAGAACGUAGCAGCAGCAGCGGAGGAUACGAUUCCGGCGGCAGGGGUGGUUUUAACAAAGGUAGCGGAGGACCCCCUAAUGAUCGUAGUGGUGACUUCAUCGUCCAAGAGGACACAAUAUUUGUUUCUGGCAUGUCUACAACCACUUCUGAAGCUGAUAUUGAACAACACUUUGGUUCAAUUGGCAUUAUCAAGACUGAUAAAAAAACAGGAAAGCCCAAAAUUUGGAUGUACAAUGACAAAGCGAGUGGAAGACCUAAAGGGGAAGCAACUGUUACAUAUGAUGAUGCUCAUUCUGCAAAUAGUGCUAUAUCCUGGUUUAAUGGUAAAUCAUUCAAUGGAUCUACAAUAAAUGUCCAAUUAGCCACAAAGAGAGAUAAUUGGCAAGGAGGACGUGGCGGUGGUAUAACUGGUGGAAGUUCUCGUGGUAGUACUGGUAGAGGUGGCGGUGGACGUGGAGGAUAUGGUGGUGGUGGUGGUUAUCAAAUGGAUGAUCCUGUAUCAGACGAUCCAUCCGAAGGAGGCGGAGGAUUCUAUGGCCCCAGAGGUGGAAGAGGCGGUGGUAGCAGAGGUCGUGGUGGUGGUAGAGAUGAUCGUGGACCACCCCCAGACCGUAGAAGAGAUGACCGUAUGAGCAGUGGUGGUGGCAGAGGCGGUGGCCGCGGAGGUGGUGGAAAUGAUUCAGGUGGCCGUGACGGUGACUGGAAAUGUUCAAAUCCAACUUGUGCCAACACUAACUUCUCUUGGCGUCAGAACUGUAACAGAUGCAACGAGCCAAGGCCCGAAGGAUUUGGUGAUAGUGGUGGCAGACGAGGAGGUGGUAUGGGUGGUGGGCGUGGUGGACCACCCAUGCGCGGCGGACGUGGUGGUGGAAUGGGAGGAGGUGGUCGUGGCGGUCCUAGUAUGGGCGGUAGUCGUGGUGGUCUUGGCGGCGGUGGAGGCGGAGGAGGUAGAGGUGGAUUUGGAGGAGGAGGCAGAGGAGGACCUGGCGGCCGCGGAGGUGGAGGUGGUGGACGAGGUGGUGGACCAAUGCGAGAUGAUAGAAGAGGAGACCGAAACCGUCCAUAUUAA